Messenger RNA from Suillus clintonianus, 1402 nucleotides. RefSeq names its product ATPase. Gene Ontology annotation, molecular function: ATP binding; ATP hydrolysis activity. Gene Ontology annotation, cellular component: mitochondrial outer membrane. The transcript has 8 exons. The record is from RefSeq and is a predicted model, not a curated record. Bases 96 to 1388 code for a protein of 430 amino acids. Lineage: Eukaryota; Fungi; Basidiomycota; Agaricomycetes; Boletales; Suillaceae.
ACGCCUCCUCCUCAUUUUUAUAACAGAGUUGUGGGCACAAGUAUUUGCCUGCUUUUUGAUUAUACAAUAAUUAAUCAAGCUUCCGUUCCUUUUCAAUGACAUCUUCUCUGAGCACGAGACGCCUCAUAAUCCUUGAUGUUGCUCUAUUUCUAGCUUCGCAGGCAGCGGUUUACUGUGCUAUUCGUUGGUACUUCAGGCGGGGCGAUGACCGAUCAACAAAGAGCGCUGAGGCAAUCAAGAAGCUCAUCGGACAGAAGAACCUCAAGCUGGAUGAGUACGAGAGAGCGAUAUCGAAGGAAGUUGUUCAUCCAGACGAAAUUAAUGUUCGAUUUCAGGACAUCGGGGGUCUGGAGCCAAUCGUAUCAUCUCUCCGCGAAACGAUCAUCUAUCCUUUAAUCCACCCAGCUCUUUUCACCUCAGCCUCUCCCCUCCUUGGAGCCCCAAAAGGUGUUUUACUAUAUGGACCGCCAGGAUGCGGGAAGACUAUGCUCGCGCGCGCGCUGGCUAAAGAAUCGGGCGCAACGUUUAUUAAUGUUCCCGCAUCAACACUCACAAAUAAGUGGUUUGGUGAGUCCAACAAGCUAGUCGCAGGUCUAUUCAGCCUCGCGCGGAAGGUCCAACCUGCUAUCAUAUUUGUCGACGAGAUCGACUCCUUCCUGAGGGAACGCCGUGGGGACGACCACGAGGUCAUGGGUAUGAUGAAGGCAGAAUUCAUGACUUCAUGGGACGGCUUGACGUCAGGCUCUGACAGGAUACUAGUGCUGGGCGCAACGAACAGACCAGGUGACAUUGAUCCUGCAAUCUUGAGGCGCAUGCCGAAGCGGUUCGCUGUGGGUCUUCCGGAUGCAGAACAGAGAUUCAAAAUUCUAUCCCUAAUGCUCAAGGACACGAAACUGGAUCCCCAUCUUUCCUUGCGCGCCCUUGCUUCUCAGACACCAAGCUUCUCUGGUUCUGAUUUACGUGAAUUAUGUCGCAAUGCUGCUAUGGUCCCAGUGAGGGAAUGUAUGCGCGCCAUGGAGCAUGACGAAGAGGCGUUGACGAAGGUCGAGAAAGAGGUGCGUUUUGAGUUAUCUCUGGUGAAUUUCACCAACCACAAAUAUCAGGGUUUCAACAUGCGUCCACUCGCCCUCAGCGAUUUCUACGAAGCGGAGGGAUCGACACUCCAAGCACCUGAUCCAGACGAUGAACUCAUAUCAUUGCAAGCAUUCGUUGAUGCCCACACAGAGCCGAGUCCACUGACAGACGAGGACAGUAAAGUUCUAGCUAUCGGGAAGUUUGUCGGGUACGAGAGUGAUAACGAGUCGAGAUUCCAGACGGACGACGAAUCGACGGUGCUUGACGGCGACGAUCCAUCGACAUUGAAAGAUGAGAGCAGUGAUGAUUCAUAAUACCUACCCCAUCC